UUUCUUAUUGAUCACCCCUCGUAUGUACAUGAUUGCCAGCACCAGCUGAUUAAAAGAGCACGUCACGUGGGUCGAAACUUAUUAUAUAAGGAUACGUAUAUUAUAUACUUCAUUACGUGAAAUACAACGAUACGAUGAUGGAUCAGUUAGCUAAAGAGGAAAUUCUCGGAAGCUCAGGAAAUGCAGAUACACACACUAUGAAUGCAACAGCAACCUCGGCCAAAUACUGCUGUAUCACCGCUACAGUCGUUCUCCUCUCCAUGCUAUUCAUGCCGUUUUUUCUACUCUACUGCCUUCUAUGCCCAGAAUAUUUCCGAGAGUAUGCCCGGUUGCUUAUUGCCAUGAGUGCUGGAACAGCUGCCCUAGUUACCCCUUGGGAUCCUAAGACAAGAAAGGUUUUAAACUUGGCGGAUAACAAUGACUCUAUGUGUGGAUCGUCAUAUACGCUUUAUUCUGAAAGUACCGGCAUAACAGCAAGCCCUCUGAACAUUAUACCAACUAAUAAGGACAUGAAGGAUGGCGAAACAUCAUCCAGUGGCUAUUCUUCAAACGAAGGACACUCAACCGGCCGGUCUAAUGGAUCGGCUAAGACAACGCAUGAGGUGCUGAAAGUGGAUGAUAAUAGAGAUGCAUUCGAUGAAUUUGAACGUGAACUUGAUGCCAUUGGUAAUGACACCAAUGGCACACGGACUCAAAGGGAAUCGAUCAGUGUUAUCCAAAUUUCAUAACGAUUCAGGCAUGUAGCCAGGAGGUUCUUUCAGAGGCUUGCAGUUUUCACCAUUCUGGGCACUUUUUCAAGUGAUUUUUGGGCCAAAGUUGUCCAAUGUAAACCGCCUAAAUUUUGGGGGGAAAGUGACUUCCUCUUGGCAAAAACUGGCUACUUGUCUGAUUAGAUUAGAUUAGUUUUUACAUGAUCAUGUUUUGAAUCAAAAGCCUCGGAGGCUGUAAACUGUAGAUGAAACGCGACUCUUUAAAAGGGUUGUUUUUCUAGAAGGACGAAGGGUGACAUUUUGGAGGUUAAGCUAAACGUUUCCGAGAGAACCUGUACGUGAUAUCAUGAGCGCCGUAGAAUUAAGGUCCACCUGGGAUUAGUUCUCGGAGUGUUUAUUUGCCCGAUUGAGUAUAAAGGUAUAAGGAAAACAGUUCUCUUGAAAAUAGUUCUCUUGAAAACAUGUAGCUUAACGU
Molecule: messenger RNA, 1185 nt
Organism: Owenia fusiformis
Lineage: Eukaryota; Metazoa; Annelida; Polychaeta; Sabellida; Oweniidae
Source: the annotation of a GenBank genome assembly